This is a messenger RNA of Pezoporus occidentalis (night parrot), 1253 nucleotides long. It is a transcript of the gene PPIH, whose product is annotated as peptidylprolyl isomerase H. Gene Ontology annotation, biological process: protein peptidyl-prolyl isomerization; protein folding. Gene Ontology annotation, molecular function: peptidyl-prolyl cis-trans isomerase activity. The coding region runs from base 23 to 556 and encodes 177 amino acids. The transcript is spliced from 10 exons. The record is from RefSeq and is a predicted model, not a curated record. Gene Ontology annotation, cellular component: intracellular membrane-bounded organelle. Lineage: Eukaryota; Metazoa; Chordata; Aves; Psittaciformes; Psittacidae.
GGUUCCGGUGGAGGCGGCCGCCAUGGCGCUGCUGGCGUCCAACCCCGGUAACCCGGUGGUGUUCUUCGAUGUCACCAUCGGCGGGCAGGAGGUUGGCCGCAUGAAGAUCGAGCUGUUUGCUGAUGUUGUACCCAAAACGGCGGAGAACUUCAGGCAAUUUUGUACAGGUGAAUUCAGGAAAGAUGGUGUCCCUAUAGGUUAUAAAGGAAGCACUUUCCACAGGGUAAUAAAGGAUUUCAUGAUUCAAGGAGGGGACUUUGUAAACGGAGAUGGCACUGGUGUAGCUAGUAUAUACAGGGGUCCCUUUGCAGAUGAAAACUUCAAGCUGAAACAUUCUGCUCCUGGGCUGCUCUCUAUGGCAAACAGUGGUCCCAGUACCAACGGCUGCCAGUUUUUCAUUACCUGCUCCAAAUGUGACUGGUUGGAUGGGAAACACGUUGUGUUUGGUAAAAUUGUUGAUGGGCUGUUGGUCAUGAGAAAAAUUGAGAAUGUGCCUACAGGUCCCAAUAACAAACCCAAGCUGCCAGUUGUGAUCUCUCAGUGUGGGGAAAUGUAAAAACAGUGAAACAGAAACGUGAGACAUCUGGAAUUGCCCACGAAGACGCAUCCGCGCUUCCAUAAUAGUCUUUCAGAUCUGCAGCACUUCAGGCUCUUGGGAGCUCCUCCUGUUUGAUGAAGUGACAACAGGGGAUGUAAUCAUUCCCUCAUUUCCCUGGUGCUUCUGGUGGCAUUUAUAGGCUUUUGAAGGCGGGGACAACCUUGUUAAUAUACUUUCUGCAGAUGGGCAGACCCAUGCACAUGGGUCAGGUCCCCUUUAGGCUUGUCCUCAGGCUCAGGCUUGUUGAUGAUUUCGUUUUGGAGUGCGUGAUCUGUGGCCAACAUCCAGCUUGAGACUGGAAGCUUUUAAUUUCUAGGUAUGAGGCUGGUGCCACCUUGCUUACAUCCCCAGCCAGGCCUUUGGAACUGCCUUUCUGCAGCCUGCUGCCUCUCAGCUUUCUGUAGACAAGAAGGGCAUUUUUUUUGCUCAAUGUCAAGACAACUGAAUAAGUUACUUGUCAAGAUCCUUUCAAACCAGAUAGAUUUUAAGUUCAUAUGUAGGUGCAGCUGCCUGCUGUGGAGACGCAGGACUUCUGGGUUCUCUAGCUCAGGAUUGACAUGAGCAGGUAGCACUCGCUUGAAAACUGCUGUAGCAUCACCCAGUGUCACUGCCCAGUCUUGCUGUUGUAGGAUAUGUUGGGAAGGACUGUCCAGCA